UCAAAUGUCAUGUCAGCAAUACUGCAAGGCUGCCGUUUUGCUGCGCAUUGUGCCACUUCUUCAAUAAAAACAGCAAGAAAUUUCUAUACAUUUAAGAAAAUGACUGAUAAAACGGUAGAUUAUACUACCACUAAUGGGUUGGAGAGCAAAACUCCGUUCCUGAUCGGCGUCGCAGGAGGCACAGCCAGCGGCAAGUCAACAGUAUGCCAACGCAUAGUAGAAAAGCUGGGGCAACAACACAAGGAGCAAACGGAGAGGCGGGUGGUGUGCAUCAGCCAAGAUUCGUUCUAUCGUGAGCUCACACCGUCUGAGAGGCUCCGUGCUGAGCGAGGGCAGUUCAACUUUGACCACCCGGAUGCCUUUGAUGACAAGAAGUUGCUGGCAACACUGAAGGAUAUACUUGCGGGGAAGAAAGUAGAAGUGCCUGAAUACAAUUACAUCACAAAUUCUAUUAGCAACCGGACGCACACAAUCUACCCCGCUGAUGUGGUGCUCAUCGAAGGCAUCCUGGUCUUCUACUUCCCCGAGGUCCGAGAACGGUUCCACAUGAAGCUCUUUGUUGACACAGACUCGGACACAAGAUUGGCGAGAAGAGUGCCGCGGGACAUCAUGGAGCGAGGCCGCGACUUGGAGCAGGUGCUCAACCAGUACAUGAACUUUGUGAAGCCCGCCUUCGAAGAGUUCUGUUUGCCGACAAAGAAAUUCGCUGACGUCAUUAUUCCUAGAGGCGCUGACAAUAUCGUGGCUAUUGACUUGAUAGUGCACCACAUAUGGGACAUUAUGUAUAAGAAGCGGUCGCCGCCGCGCCUCAACGGAUGCAAGCACGAGGAGGAAAACGGGGCACGACGCAUGUCAGGCAGUUCGGAGGACACGCUGAGCCGAUAGGAGGCGGGGGACUUUUGAGAUGCACUUGUACCAACACUUUGACACGUCAAACUUGGACGGACGACAUACUAGAUGUUGACACGAUUUUUUUUCUGUUUUUGGAUGAUAACUUCUUAUGUUUCAUGUUUACACUCACGUCUGUUUCCCAGAGGGGUAGGCAGAGAGCCUGGCAAGCAAUUUUCGCUUCACGCACUUUCAUAACGUGAGGAACGUGCUCGCCGGUUUCGAGUACUUCUGACUUGGCUUUUUUUUUUUCUUAUUUAACAUCUUAUGGCGUUAUGGUCUAUAUCCCGGUCAAUAUAAGUCUAAUCUUAUAGCGUUGACAAAUAAUCGUAAAAUUUGGAAGACCUAACCCUGAACACAUAUCCGACAAGAGCAUUGCUUAGAUUCAUAGUUUUUUAAACACAAUAAGAAAUUAUUAUCUAAUAGCUUCGUGUACAACUAGAAUGGCGUGGCGUUCGUAUACAGUGCGUUAGCGUGACUUGCUUGCUAACACGAACGAGAUUUAUAGAGAGUAAGUUACGCACACGCUAGGACAUAUUUCCGUGUCAAGCUUGUGGUAGGGCUGAUGAAAUAUACUGAAUGUCAUAAGUUCUGUAUUUUCUCGUGGCGUGGCUUUGUUCGUUGCAAUAUUCUACUUAUGUCAAAUUAAUAUCAAUUAUUAACUGUAGCUCAAAACAUUUAAAGAAGUGUGCUUCGCCUAUGCAGUUUUUCUUUCCCUACAGAAGCAGUGUACUCAACGUAAUAAAUAUAGAUCCGAACAAAGUGCCAGAAAUAUGUAUACAGGAUUUUAUUGCUACGUUAAAUUUGUGGAUACAUAUUUUUGGAACUUUGUCUGCAAAUAUAUGUAAUACCUUGAUAUAUAAGAUUUAAAACAAGUACAGUUACAGGCCAGGUUGCACUUCUUAGGUGUCUGAGAUACAUUACAGUACAUAUCUUGACGUAGAACCAUCGAUCUAAACUAAAGUUUAAAUCGAUGCGUAGAACUAUCACUGCCCACGAAAUAGUUAGUACUAGCCCUACGCUGCAUCUCGAAAGUUGCGUAUACUAUUAACGUAUUUUA
Messenger RNA from Leguminivora glycinivorella, 1948 nucleotides. RefSeq names its product uridine-cytidine kinase (gene Uck). Gene Ontology annotation, cellular component: cytosol; cytoplasm. Lineage: Eukaryota; Metazoa; Arthropoda; Insecta; Lepidoptera; Tortricidae. The record is from RefSeq and is a predicted model, not a curated record. Bases 10 to 885 code for a protein of 291 amino acids. The transcript has 6 exons. Gene Ontology annotation, molecular function: kinase activity; ATP binding.